Molecule: messenger RNA, 1121 nt
Organism: Haliotis rufescens (red abalone)
Lineage: Eukaryota; Metazoa; Mollusca; Gastropoda; Lepetellida; Haliotidae
Product: vitelline envelope sperm lysin receptor-like
Exons: 10
Coding region: 85-1071 (328 amino acids)
Source: RefSeq, a predicted model, not a curated record
CAUAUGAGGUAUAUAAGGGCUCGUCGACGACACUCGACAGGCGGACCGAGUUUGAGCUGUAUUCGUUCUGCCGAAAGGUGAAAAAUGGCAGCUAUUUUAGCUAUUCUUGGCUUCAUUGCUACCGUCCAGGCUGUUGUACCUCCAGGGUAUAUAUUGGAUAUUCAAGCGGAUUGUGGAGCAAACGGUAUUGCUGACUCCACGGUGAGUCUACUGACCGACUACGAUGCCGAGGCAAAAGCGGUUUGUGGCGGCAACAAGGAAGUGAGCUUCAGUUCUGCUGAUGGAGUGUUCUUCACUUUACCUGUGUCCUACCCAGUCACUGGCGGCGGAUCAUCCGCCUGUAAAUUUGUGAAAAAGAAGGACUCAUUUGUUUACACAAUCCUGGUGACUGUGGCGUUCGGCAGUCCCGGUAGCAGACUUCACCAGACGGACGAACGAUACACCGUCACGUGCUCGUUCCAGCCUGGCGCCAACAAGCAGAGCUCGUCCCUCAAGGUCAAGCCAGGCGCUUCUGCUCCAAAGGUGAUCGAUGGAAAUACGCCCCCGAAAAGUCCCUCUGUCAUUCAUCUGUACCUGGUCGACGUCAUUGGCAGGAAACUUUCAGGUUCGGUGAAGUCUGGCAAGAGUGUCCGCCUGAAGGCCGUUACCCUGGGCCCAGCUGACAAAGGACUCCGACCCGAAUCUUGCGAUGCUUUGAAUUCCAAGGGUGGAAGGUUCUCUAUUCUAAGAUCCGGGUGUGGAGACGGCAUGGUCCUGAAACAGACUCGUGGCUUUAAAACUAUUGGCAAGAACGCCUACAGCGCUUUCUUUAAAGUGUUUACUGUCAACGGGGAUCCAAGUUUAAAGUUUGAAUGCAACUUUACGGUCUGCGCCAAAGCAUGCAAUGGACCAUCGUGUUUUCCAAAGUCGACACGUAAACGCAGAGAUGAGCCAGGUGACGGUCUAGGAAGCUUUCUUUGGAAUUCCCGCAGUCAUGCCAUGACGGAGGUGUUUACGUUGAACGGCGUUGCGGAAGACGUACCACUUGAACAAAACGAAGCUCCUCGGUCACGUUUCCGGCGCAACCAGUAAAUACUGUAACGUUUUAUUUGGUGGUUGGUCAAUAAAAAUAAUAAUAAUAA